AGCAACCGAAUCCAAAGUCAAAGCCACCACUGCACAGAGGAGCAACUGCCGCGUGAUUUCAGUCUGUUGCGAGCCAGUUUUGUUUGGUGCAUUACACAGCGGUUAACCAGUACCGUGGCUAAGAAACAUGCGUCCUGAAAGUUCCUGACGAGAAGAGACGUAGGAAAAACUUACCAGUACCCCCGUCUCAUGUUACAGGCCUGGCGCCACAAGAUCGUCGGCGCUGUUUUGCGACGGUGCAGCCACUGUUACUACUCCCGCCGCGUGGACUUUCGCGGCACUGCGACAACGGCAUCGUGCACGGGCGGCGAUCGCGUGUCGCCGCGAACCAUGAAGCUCGAUAGCCCACAGUUCCGCGCGCUAUUCACGCCCGAAGUGAAGGAGCUCGUGGACAUCUUCAAGCGGCAUGGCCACGAGCUACGCAUCGCCGGCGGCGCCGUCCGAGACCUGCUCAUGCACAAGCAGCCGCACGACCUGGACUUCGCCACUACCGCGACGCCGACCGAGAUGAAAGAGAUGUUCGACAACGAAGGCGUGCGCAUGAUCAACAGCCGAGGAGAAAAGCACGGCACCAUAACGGCGCGCAUCAACGACAAGACAAACUUCGAGGUCACGACCCUGCGCGUGGACGUGGUGACGGACGGCCGUCACGCCGAGGUCGAGUUCACCACCGACUGGCACACGGACGCCAACAGGCGCGACCUCACGGUCAACGCGCUCUUCCUGGGCCUCGACGGCACGGUGUACGACUACUUCCACGGCCUCGAAGACCUGGAGAAGAGGCGCGUAGCGUUCGUGGGCGACCCCGCGCGGCGGAUACAGGAGGACUACCUGAGGAUACUGCGCUACUUCCGCUUCUACGGACGCAUAGCCGUGGAGCCGGACAGCCACGAACCGGAGACGCUGACCGCGAUUCGAGAGAACGUCGGCGGUCUCGCGCGCAUAUCGGGCGAGCGGUUGUGGACGGAGCUCAAGAAGAUACUCGUCGGCAACUUCAGCAAGGAGCUCGUGUGUCGCAUCGUCGACGUGGGCGCGGCGCCCUUCCUGGGCCUACCGGACUCCCCGGACCUGCACGAGUUCUGCAAGGUCUGCGACGCGUCGACACCGCUCGAACCGCAGCCCACGACCCUCCUGUCGGCUCUGCUGCAGAACGAGUCGGAGGUGAUGAACAUGCACAACCGCUUAAGGCUGUCCGCGUACGAACGCGACUUGGCCCUGUUCGUAGUCGCCCACAGGGAGGACAAGAAGUCGUUCGAGGACCGCUUGAAACCCUUCCAGGCGCUGCUGUUCACUACCAAGGGCAAGGUCGGAGACGUCCAGGAGUGGAUCUGCGAGGUGCUCAAGUACCGCGCGGACGCCGAGCUUCUGGAACGAUUCAGGUGUUGGGACGUACCCAAGUUUCCCGUGAAUGGCAACAUGCUCCUCGAGCGGGGCCUCAGGAGCGGGCCCAGGUUUGCGACGGUGCUGGCCAGGCUGAAAGAGAUGUGGUUCGACAGCGACUUCACGAUGACUGCCGAACAGCUCCUCGAGAAGCUUCCGGACAUUCUCGCCGAAGUCAAAACGAGUAAAUCGAAAAAAGCUUGAACUUUUUCGAGCUUGGAGGUUGUUAGGUGAGCCCACGAAACAUGCAAUAGGAAGUGGGCCAUGGUCAGAGGCCACCUAAAUGUGCAGUUGUGGAGCAGCUUCCGAGUUCAGAGUGAUCAGGCCUUCCCUCACAGAUAUUGAAGUAAAGAAAGAGUCAUGUAGUGUGUUGUCA
This is a messenger RNA of Dermacentor albipictus, 1756 nucleotides long. RefSeq names its product CCA tRNA nucleotidyltransferase 1, mitochondrial. Gene Ontology annotation, biological process: mitochondrial tRNA 3'-end processing; tRNA 3'-terminal CCA addition. Lineage: Eukaryota; Metazoa; Arthropoda; Arachnida; Ixodida; Ixodidae. Gene Ontology annotation, cellular component: mitochondrion. Gene Ontology annotation, molecular function: tRNA binding; nucleotidyltransferase activity. The record is from RefSeq and is a predicted model, not a curated record.